GCCAUUGGCCCGCCGGCCGGGCACCUCUCAGUCCUCCGCAGUCUUCCGGGUGUUACGUGCAGCCGGGCUCGGCCCCUCCCCUUGGCCGGAUGGAUCCCUCGGCGCCGCAGCCCCGCGCGGAAAUCGCCCUCAAAGACAUAUGGCAUCCAGGAGAAAGAUGUCUGGCCCCUUCUCCAGAUAAUGGAAAACUUUGUGAAGCAAGCAUAAAAUCUAUCACAGUGGAUGAAAAUGGCAAACCAUUUGCAGUCAUCUUAUAUUCAGAUUUUCAAGAAAGGAAAAUACCUCUUAAACAGCUACAGGAAGUAAAAUUUGUUAAAGAUUGCCCCAGGAAUCUUAUAUUUGAUGAUGAAGAUUUGGAAAAACCUUAUUUUCCAAACCGAAAAUUUCCGUCGUCUCCUAUUGCUUUUAAAUUAUCUGAUGAUGGAGACUCUAUUCCUUAUACCAUCAAUAGGUAUUUGAGAGAUUACCAAAGAGAAGGAGCCCAGUUUCUUUAUGGACACUACAUCCAUGGAAGAGGGUGCAUUCUUGGUGAUGACAUGGGGCUUGGAAAAACAGUACAGGUUAUUUCAUUUCUGGCUGCAGUUUUGCAAAAAAAGGGAACUCGUGAGGAUAUUGAAAAUAACAUGCCAGAGUUUUUACUAAGAAGUAUGAACAAGGAACCUUCUUCUACAGCAAAAAAGAUAUUCUUAAUAGUUGCUCCUCUUUCUGUCCUCUACAACUGGAAGGAUGAAUUGGACACCUGGGGAUAUUUCAGAGUCACUGUUUUACAUGGAAACAGAAAAGAUAAUGAACUAAUUCGUGUAAAGCAGAGGAAAUGUGAAAUUGCUCUAACAACUUAUGAAACAUUGCGCUUAUGCCUGGAUGAACUUAACAGUGUGGAAUGGUCAGCUGUCAUUGUGGAUGAAGCUCAUAGAAUCAAGAAUCCAAAAGCCAGAGUAACAGAAGUUAUGAAAGCUUUGAAAUGUAAUGUCCGCAUUGGCCUCACUGGAACCAUUCUUCAGAACAACAUGAAGGAACUGUGGUGUGUUAUGGACUGGGCUGUGCCAGGUCUUUUAGGGAGCAACUCCUACUUCAAGAAGCAGUUUUCUGACCCAGUAGAACAUGGUCAGAGACACACAGCAACCAAGAGAGAACUAGCCACUGGCCGAAAGGCCAUGCAAAGACUUGCCAAAAAGAUGUCUGGUUGGUUUCUCAGGCGCACCAAGACUCUUAUCAAGGAUCAGUUGCCUAAGAAGGAAGACCGGAUGGUGUAUUGUUCUUUAACAGAUUUCCAGAAAGCUGUCUAUCAGACAGUGCUAGAAACAGAGGAUGUGACUCUGAUACUUCAAUCUUCUGAGCCUUGUACCUGUAGCAGUGGCCGAAAAAGGAGAAAUUGUUGUUAUAAGACUAAUUCUCAUGGUGAAACAGUGAAAACCUUGUAUCUCAGUUACCUUACAGUCCUUCAGAAGGUAGCUAACCAUGUCGCGCUACUGCAAGCUGUUAGUACCUCCAAACAACAGGAAACACUUAUCAAAAGGAUAUGUGAUCAAGUAUUUUCCAGAUUUCCAGAUUUUGUGCAGAAAACCAAAGAUGCAGCCUUUGAAACACUUUCUGACCCUAAAUACAGUGGAAAAAUGAAGGUCCUUCAGCAGCUUUUAAAUCAUUGCAGGAAAAACAGAGAUAAAGUUCUUCUCUUUUCUUUUUCCACCAAGUUGCUUGACGUGCUACAGCAGUACUGUAUGGCGUCUGGGCUUGAUUACCGACGACUUGAUGGAAGUACAAAAUCAGAGGAAAGACUCAAGAUUGUGAAAGAGUUCAACAGUACACAAGAUGUUAACAUUUGCCUUGUCUCUACAAUGGCUGGUGGACUAGGCCUCAAUUUUAUUGGUGCCAAUGUUGUUGUAUUAUUUGAUCCCACUUGGAAUCCAGCCAAUGAUCUUCAAGCCAUAGACAGAGCAUAUAGGAUUGGACAAUGUAGAGAUGUGAAAGUGCUUAGGCUGAUCUCCUUGGGAACUGUGGAGGAAAUCAUGUAUUUACGACAGGUAUACAAGCAGCAACUUCACUGUGUGGUGGUUGGAAGUGAAAAUGCCAAACGAUAUUUUGAAGCAGUUCAAGGAUCAAAAGAGCAUCAAGGAGAGCUUUUUGGGAUCCAUAACCUCUUCAAACUAAGGUCCCAAGGGUCUUGUCUUACAAAGGACAUCCUGGAGAGAGAAGGCCAAGUGGAAGCAGGGAUCAUGACAGCCACGACGUGGUUGAAAGAGGGACCUCCGGCACACAAACUAGAAAUGCCUACAGAGUCUGACUCUCAGGAAUGCAGAGGUCCAGAACAAGCUACAGAGCCACUGGCAAAGGAAGCGUGUGAUUUCUGCAGCGACUUCAGUGAUGAAGAAUCAGUGGGAGCUGCAGGAGUACAGACUGCCAAAAACAAAGCACCUGAUCCAAGUAAAGCUUCCACCUCUCCAGGACAGCUUACUUUACUCCAGUGUGGUUUCUCGAAAUUGUUUGAGGCAAAAUGUAAAGCAGUUGAGGACAGUGAUGGAAAUACUGCUUCUGAUGAGGAAAGUUCUGAUGAGCAGCCCAUAUGCCUUUCAACAGAAGCCACAGUUGCUGAUUGUGAGAAAAAUCAGGACUCUCUUGGUACUUCAAAACAUCAGAAAAUAGAUAACAUCCUAAAUCCAAAAGAAAAGUAUAUUUUUUAUAAAAAUGAGAAGAUUUUAAAACAGAAUAUUUCUUCUAAGUCUGAUGAGAAAAAAUUUAAAAAUACAGAUAAACGUUGCAUUUUACAGAAUGUCUCAGAAUCAGAAGAUAGUGAUGUCAUCUAUCCUACACAAUAUACAACUGAGAGAUUCCCUGACAAUAGUAUAAGAUUUAAGCCACCCUUGGAGGGAUCUGAGGAUUCUGAAACAGAACACUCUGUAAAAAGAAGAAAUGAUGAUGAUGGUCGAAAGACUGAUGACAGAAGAGAUGGAAUAAUUUCAAAAAAGUUAAGUCCUGAGAACACAACCCUGAGAUCUAUUGUGAAAAGAAAAGUCACUAGUGAUAUCAGUGAUGAAUCUGAUGACAUUGAGAUUUCUUCCAAGUCAAGAGUAAGAAAGAGAGUUACUAGUUCAUUGAGGUUUAAGAGAAGAAAGGAAACCAGGAAAGAACUUCACAGUUUUCCUAAAACAAUGAACAAAACAAACCAAGUAUAUGCAACAGAUGAGGAUCAUAACUCUCAAUUUAUUGGUGAUUAUUCAUCCUCAGAUGAGAGUUUAUCUGUCAGCCACUUCAGUUUCUCUAAACAGAGCCACAGAUCAAGAACUAUAAAAAAUAGAACCAGUUUUUCUUCAAAAUUGCCUAGCCAAAAUAAGAAAAAUAGCACUUUGAUGCCAAGAAAACCAAUGAAAUGUUCAAAUGAGAAAGCUGUCAAUAAAGAGCAGUCCUGUGAAUCAAUGGAUAAAUUUUUAGAUGGUGUUCAGGAAGUGGCUUAUAUUCACUCAAACCAGAAUGUGAUUGGAUCGAGCAAAGCCGAAAAUCACAUGAGCCGAUGGGCGGCACAUGAUGUAUUUGAGUUGAAGCAGUUUUCCCAGCUGCCUGCUAACAUAGCUGUUUGCAGUUCUAAGACAUAUAAAGAAAAAGUGGAUGCAGAUACAUUGCCACACACAAAGAAAUGCCAGCAACCGAGUGAAGGCAGCAUUUCACUUCCUCUUUAUAUUUCACACCCUGUAAGCCAGAAGAAGAAAAAAGUCUACCAUACAAACCAGACCACCUUCAUAAUUGGAGAAACACCAAAAGGAAUCCGCAGUCAAUCGGAAUCAAGACUGUACCCCCUUCUGCUGCAGUUACAUGAUCAUCUGAGGCGUUCAUUCCCACCUCUCCUUCCGGAAGCUUAGUCAGACAGAAGAUGAAUUGAGCUGUGUUCCACCCUGCUUCCUCCAGAAAGAGAGAGGAAUUUGAAUUAUAUCCAUGAUACAUAACUGCUUUUAAUACACUUGCUGAAAGAUACGUAUCUUUGGUUUCUUUUUUCUCCCCUUUCCCUAAGUGGGUUAUGGAAUUCUACUUUAGGUUACUCAUUUUUCUUCACAGAGUGGCUGCCUUACACCCCCUGGUUGUACCCUGUAGUUUCUUACACUCUUAGAGAAAAUUCUGAAGGCCCAGAAUUAGGAAAGCUAGUUAGAAGGCAAAAAUAAAACGAAUGAUAAUUAUAGCUUAUCCUGUAAGCAACAACCAUGUGGCAUAUUGUACUUGCAGACUACUCAGAUAAAAUGAGGUUAGAAGCACCUCUACACCCAGAGGUGACGGGUCAUGGAAGAGGUCAUGGUUUCAGCACAGCAGAGGCGAAGUUACUUUGGCAGCUGCUGAGACACCACAGUCUUGGAUAAAUAAAUGACAUCAGCUUGUAAUCUUGCCAAUCACUUAAUCUUUACAAGCACAAAUAUUUAUUAGAAUGUCCAUGAAAAUGGAUUUGGAGAUGAUUAAUAAACAGAAUAAUAUCUCAUUACUUCAUGUGAAGUGAAAACUGGAACCUCUUAAGAACAUGCUUGUUACUUUUCAGCAAGAACAUUGGCAGUUUCCAGGACAGAAAUUCAGUGUCUUGUGUGUCUGUUAUUAAAUAUUCUGUUAAUAUUUAUAAGAUGAGAGUGGCUGCUGGUCCAGCAUGUAUGCUAUCCGGAUUUGGGGAAGUUAACAAGACAGCGUAGUGAGGACUAGACGCCAUGGGCCCAUCUGAGGCCACAAAGGAAAGUUGUGAGCAUGCUUUAUGGUCUGCCACUAACAGCAAAGGAAACACAAACUAUAUAACCUGGUCUACGUGUCAAAGAUAAAAGUGGCUUUGAAGCUUCUACUUAUAUACAUUAAAAGUAAAUUACUGUUUUAUGCUAAAGAUUCUCUGUUGUGCAUAGGAUAAAAUUCAAACUUCUGAACUUGGCAUACAGACCCCCUGUGAUUUUUAGCAUCUUCCUUGCAGUUUCUCCUGUGCCUCCAUGAACCGGGUUAUCUUGGACCUGAGCCUGUACAUGGGCCCCCUCCCGCUGUGAGACUUCCUCACUCAUCAUUACCUGACAGACUUGUCAGGAAGAGAUGCCUUUUUUACCCACCUUGCCUACCACCCAAGUUUCGCUAAUCCAGGUUUCCUUUCUGUGAGUGCCAGUAGAGCCCCAUAUUUACCUCCUGGUAAAUUUACAUUAUGGGUUUAUCACUCUAUUCUAGUUUGAUUUUCAUGCAUUUGUCUCCACCAAGUAAACUGUAGACUCCUCAAAGAUAGGAAACGGAGUCUUAUUUGCUGUUAUAUAGUUCAUGCUAUAAUGCCUAGCACAUAACAGGCUCUAAACAUUUGUUGAGUGAAUAAAUGAAUGUUUUAAGGAACUGUGGUAUAAAAUAUAAUUUCUGAAACUUUAGGACUUUUAAUCAUGGGCUGCUACACUCACUAUCUAUGACUUUUGUUCAAAGGAGUAUUUAUAAACAUUGAGUUUUCCUGUCUCAUGGCCUAAACUCAUCAUCAGCAAAGCAAUACCCACUGUCUUAGUCUGCUUGGAUUGCGAUAACACAAUACUAUAGACUGGGUGGCUUAAACAACAGAAAUUUUUUCCACAGUUCUGGCGGCUGGAUGGCUAACAGUAAGAAGUUACCUGAUUCAGUUUCUGGUGAGAGCCCUCUUCCUGGGUUACAAGUGGCCACCAUCUCCCUCUAUCCUCACAUGGCAAAGAGGAAGAGGAAGAGGGAGAAGAGAACAAAACUCUGUGGGUUCUCUGGCAUCUCUUCUAAGGACACUAAUCCUGUUGGAUCAGGGCCCCACCCUUAUGACCUCAUUUAACCUUAAUUACCUCCUGAAGGCACAACUCCAAAUACUGUUAUGUUGUUGGUUAGGGGGGCUUCACACGAUUUGGUGGGGGGUGCAGUUUAGUCCAUAGCACCCUCAUUUAGGGAAAGGAGCAGGGCUCAUUGCCCAGGUCCCUAAAUCUUUCUGCCUCUAUCUUACCAAGGUUCUUGAAGUUCCAUUUCCUCAUACAUGCAUACAACAGCUUUUAUUAGCAUCUUACUCUAAGAAUACAACACACUUCUAAUAGCAUCUCACUUCUUAACUUAGGUAUCUAUAUCAUCUGGGGAAAAAUAAUCUAGGUUGAUCAGUUUAGAACUUUCCUUUGGGCUCAUCAAAAAGUCUUGUGCAAUUUCUAUAUUGUGUUCAUAGAAUAAGGGGAAAAGGAGAGGGAAGGGAAAAAAACAAGCAUCUUUCUUAAUUUUUCAGAAUUUGCUCUUUUCGUUAAGAUUCUUCUUUGACAAUUUUAUUUCAUAAGACUUGAAUACAGUAUAGAUUUUCAAGUACAGAUUCUAUAAAUUAUGAUCCUCAUGUCAGUCAUAAAUUGGAUCACUGGAGGAGUAGCAUGCUGGGCCUCCCUCCAUAAUUCCCAGGAAAUACCUAAUAUAAUAGCAUAAAUCAAAAUAACUUACAAAGCUGGUGAUUUCAUGAGCUAAAUUACUUUUCUCAGUAGCAUAAGGGAAGAGGCCUCAUUCUACUAGGAUAAAAUGUAUUUUCAUUAUGGAAUUCAGCAGACGUAUGCUAAAGGAACUUACCUUCCUUGGCCUCUACAUUUCCUGUUACUGAUUAUGAGUUCUUUCAACAUAAAAUGUAAUGAAAAUAACUACUAGUUUUGUUCAUUUAAUCUUUAGAAAACAAUUUGAAGAAAUGGCCUCUCACUUUAACUCGUCUUCUGUAAAUGAAUUUGCUAAACAUAUAACCAAUGCCACAUCAGAAGAACGACAGAAAAUGCUAAGAGAUUUUUAUGCUUCUCAAUAUCCAGAGGUAAAAGAAUUUUUUGUGGAUUCUGCAUCAGAAUUCAACAAUUCUGCCUUUGAGAAAGGAGAGCGCAUCAGAAAGAAAUCUGAAAAAAGAAAACCUCUAAGGCUGUCAGAUUCUGAAACCUUGUCUUUUAAAGAUUCUACCAACAAAAUUUCUCAAAUUGGCUGCCCAAAAACAUACAAAGGAAAGCCAAUUAAGUUUCAAAAUCAUAGUUCUUAUAGAGAAGAAAUGUUUUCUAAUGAUGCAGAAACUAAGAAAUCACCUGUUAGUUCUACUCAAAAGAUUGACAGUGGGAAAAACAGCCAAGCAUCUGAAGGUACUGUGACAUCCCGUUCUCUGAACAGUGAGUCAGAAGCACAUGAGAGAAGGUUUGAAAAUACCAUGAAAGACCAACAGGACCUCACGAGAACAGGCGUUUCAAGAAAAGAACCCCUUCUCAAAUUGGAAAACGAAAAGAUAGAAAAUCCUGUGCUGGAAAAGACUUCUGUGAUAAGCUUACUUGGUGAUACCUCUAUUCUUGAUGACCUUUUUAAAAGUCAUGGGAACAGUCCCACACAACUGCCAAAGAAAGUUCUUUCAGAGCCCAUGGAAAAAGCAAAACAGAGACCAAAAGAUUUCUGGGACAUCUUGAAUGAGCAGAAUGAUGAGAGUCUUAGUAAAUUCACAGACCUGGCGGUAAUAGAGACUCUGUGUGAAAAAGCACCUCUGGCAGCACCGUCCAAAAGGAGAGAAGAGCCGGCAGCUUCUCUUUGGAAAUCAAAUGAGAAAUUUUUAUGGAAGAAGUUUAACUCAAGUGAUACAGAUGAAAACACAGCCAGUACACAGAGUACUAUAUAAGCAUAUAGAUGAAUUAUCUUGAACACAGUUAUUGACAUAUAUUUUUAUUAAAUUCUUGCUUUAGGAUUUUUUAAAGUCUAAAGUAUUAUGGAUUUGUUUUUCUUGAUAUUUGAUUUGAUCUUUCAAGAAUAUAAUUGUAUUUAUAGUAUAAAUCUCUGUUAUGAAAUGGAAAAGAUUCUAGGUUUGUUAGAUUCUGGGACAUCUUUCUUAUUGUAUUACAUAAACGAUGUGACACUUGCCCUGGUGAGCAUUGUUUUCCAGUAUGAAAGAUGAAGGGUCUGAAUCAAAUCAGCAUGAGUGCCCUUCCAGUUUAAUAAAGCUUUGCUCUGCUCUCCCUGUGACUCACUGGCUAAAUCAUGUCCACCCCUCAAAUCCAGCAUACACUGAUGUGUUUUUUUAACCAGCACUUGGGAAAGUUAUUAGGUAUUUUCUUUUUCCCUGGGUAUCAUAUCCUAUUAUUAUUUUAGAAAAAAGUCGUAACUAGUACUAAAUAUAUGAUAUAUAUUGUAUAUAUGGUAUUAAAAUAGUAAUUUUACAACCAUUCAGAAUUUAAAGGUUAAUGUUAAACAUUUUACUGUAUGAGCUGUGAUUACUACCAUUAGCCACAGACACCAGUGCCUCAACUUUCUAUAUACCUAUUCUGAUUUAAUCAAUAUAAAUAAGGGUUUAUAUAGUACUUUUGUAGCUCUUAAGUAUGAAGAAAUGAGUAUACUUUUUAUUUUGUUAGAAACUGUUAUGUUUUGAAUUUAAUUUAUAUGGUUUAUAAGAAAAUGAAUGUGCUCACUGUUGAGUGCAUGUAUUUAGAAGCUUUCACUCAGCCCCUGUAUUCUGUGCUAGGAGCUUGAUAUACAGGUCAGGCCUGUACAUCAGGUUAUCAGUGGUUGAACCAUUCCUGCAGGUGAAUGAAAGGAAAUCAUGUCAGUGAAAAAUCACGGUGGAAAGCCCCUGGUAUCAUGCGUGCACGCUGUAGGCAGGACCUGAGCCGCCUCUGCUGCGGGUUCAGAUGCACCGCUGCAGCUCUCCUUCAGUUAUCUCACAGGGCUGCGAGUGAAGGAUGCAUCCCUCUGGAAAAUGGCCUGAGCCAGGAACUGGCUGUGCUACAGAGCACUGCUGCCGAAUUGAGGAGAGAGGGCUUCCGUGUACCCAGGAUGUGGAGUCAUUACUCAGAAGUGGAAAAAACAAAAAAGUCUUCCCAAGGAACUGAUUGGCCAAGUAUGCUUUUCUUUAAAGCAAUGUUUUGCCCUAGAGAACUGUAAAAUACAUUUUAUAUCAUGACUCAGUACAUGUGUUCAUACAUAUAUAUAUAUAUGAUUGAAAUAAAAUGUUUAUGAAAUAUUUA
Callithrix jacchus (white-tufted-ear marmoset) is the source of this 8930-nucleotide messenger RNA. RefSeq names its product ERCC excision repair 6 like 2 (gene ERCC6L2). NCBI's taxonomy places the organism in Eukaryota, Metazoa, Chordata, Mammalia, Primates, Cebidae. The record is from RefSeq and is a predicted model, not a curated record. Gene Ontology annotation, molecular function: ATP binding.